CAUAGAUAUAGGUGCGGCGAGGGUCGCACGGGUGUUAACGCUCAUAGCAGAAAUUACAGAUAUACCUCCCAAAAUACGUCUCUUUGCCGCAGCGAGAGUGUGCGGGAUUAACGCGGAUUUAUCAACCUCCGAGAAUUCGCCCGCGUCGUUCUCGGACGAGGACUUCAAGCGUCGUUUCGGGGGAGAAAUUAUUUACAUAACCAGCUUUCCCUGCGUCCACCGCGAGGAGCGGCCAGUCUCGCCGCGGCGUGGGGUUGCCCACCAAAAUACAGGCCGGUCAACUAUUCUGCUGCGUACAGGCGAUUUUCAUUUCAACAGUUUUGCUUUCAUGUUUAUUGAAAAAGACGCCCCGUGAAGCUUCGCUGUAAAUUUAAGCGUUUUUUUUCACCCGUCAGAGAAAAACAAGUUAUACAACAGGCUGGGCUGUCGGCGGCACACGGUCCUAAAGCCGGUCAAGUUACGGUCGGCUGCCGGAGAGCGCGCGCUUGCGCUGCGGCCAAAUGGUUCAGUUGUCGGCGCUUGUUAAAUUCCUCCACAUAAUGGGAAAGAUGUUGUUAGAGCAGGGUUAGGUGCUCGGUCCAGACGGGAUUCAAACGCGGGUGUCUGUAACGCCCUCACACGCACCGAUUUUCACAUUUGACUGGACUACGCGGUUUGCCUCGUUCCCCCACCCCCCACGUGAGUGAGAACGCACUUUAUCGGAAUAAUAACAACAACAAAGAGACUCUUGAAAUUAAGUAAGGACUCGUCCACUUGAGUAAUGGUCGUUAAUACGAUCCACUGGUUCAGGAAGGGCUUGCGGCUCCACGACAACCCCGCUCUCAAGGACUCUAUCCAGGGCGCGGACACCGUCCGCUGCGUCUACAUCCUUGACCCUUGGUUCGCGGGCUCCUCUAACGUCGGCAUCAGCAGGUGGAGGUUCUUACUGCAGAGUCUUGAGGAUUUGGAUGCCAGCCUUCGCAAGCUCAACUCCCGUCUGUUCGUGAUUCGUGGCCAGCCCACUGAUGUCUUUCCCCGACUCUUCAAGGAAUGGAAGAUCACUUGUCUGUCUUAUGAGUAUGACUCUGAACCCUUUGGGAAGGAGCGAGAUGCAGCUAUCAAGAAGCUGGCCUGCGAGGCUGGCGUGGAGGUGACGGUGCGCAUCUCCCACACGCUCUAUGAUCUGGAUAAGAUUAUAGAGUUGAAUGGGGGUCAGUCGCCCCUCACCUACAAACGUUUUCAGACCCUCAUCAGCCGUAUGGAUCCCGUGGAGCUGCCCGUAGAAUCCAUCACGGCUGAAACCAUGGGGAAAUGUAUCACGCCCCUCUCUGAUGACCACGAUGAAAAGUUUGGAGUCCCGUCCUUGGAGGAACUGGGUUUUGACACUGAAGGCUUGUCCUCAGCUGUGUGGCCAGGGGGAGAAACCGAAGCCCUUACACGCUUGGAGAGACAUUUGGAGAGGAAGGCAUGGGUUGCUAACUUUGAGCGUCCGAGGAUGAACGCCAACUCCUUGCUGGCCAGCCCCACAGGCCUCAGCCCCUACUUGCGCUUUGGCUGUCUAUCUUGUCGGCUUUUCUACUUCAAACUCACUGACCUUUACAGAAAGGUAAAGAAGAACAGCUCUCCUCCGCUCUCCCUCUAUGGCCAGCUGCUGUGGCGUGAGUUCUUCUACACGGCAGCCACCAACAACCCGCGCUUCGACAAGAUGGAGAGCAACCCCAUUUGCGUCCAGAUCCCCUGGGAUCGCAACCCCGAGGCGCUAGCCAAGUGGGCGGAGGGCCGGACUGGUUUCCCCUGGAUCGAUGCUAUCAUGACCCAGCUGAGGCAAGAGGGGUGGAUCCACCACCUGGCCAGGCACGCCGUGGCCUGCUUUCUGACCCGAGGGGACCUCUGGAUAAGCUGGGAAGAAGGCAUGAAGGUGUUUGAGGAGCUGCUGCUGGAUGCAGACUGGAGUGUGAACGCAGGAAGCUGGAUGUGGCUCUCCUGCAGUUCUUUUUUCCAGCAGUUCUUCCACUGCUACUGCCCUGUGGGCUUCGGCCGACGAACAGACCCCAAUGGAGAUUACAUACGACGCUACCUGCCCAUUCUGAGGGGAUUUCCUGCCAAGUAUAUUUAUGAUCCCUGGAAUGCCCCAGAAAGUGUGCAGAAGGCGGCCAAAUGUAUCAUCGGUGUGCACUAUCCCAAGCCCAUGGUGCACCACGCCGAGGCCAGCCGCCUCAACAUUGAACGCAUGAAACAGAUCUACCAGCAGCUCUCGUGCUACAGGGGACUUGGCCUACUGGCUACAGUUCCAUCCAACACAAAUGGUGCUGGAGAAGUUUCUUCAGGCAUGAUGGGAUUCACCAUCGAGAAUACGCAUGAUGCUGUGACUUCAUCUGGUUACCAGAUGCCAGUCCUUUCCCAGGGAGAAUGGCAAAGCAAUGUCAUGAUGUACCCUCAGGGUGAGCCCCAAACCAACAUUGGCACUCAUCAGCAGGCUUAUGCCGGCUCCAGCAGCAGCAUGAUGUGCUACGCUCAAGGCACCCAGCAGAUUCCUGGCUCUGCGUUGCAGCAAGGGCAUGGACAUCACAGCAACAUUCAGACCGGUGGCAAACGACAUAGUGAAGACUCUGGAAACAGCACUAGCUCCAAAGUACAGAGGCAGAGCAGCCACUAGACAGGAAACGUCCUCAGACUCGGAUGUCAAUCAUACUGUGUACGCUGCCAUCCCAAAAUGGACACUCACACCCAAGCUCUGUUACAAUACUACACUGUCAAGUCGCGAUGGUGAUGGGUGAACAUAAUGAUAAAAGAGGAGGGCAUCGAUCCUGUCAUUAAGCACAUUCACAAGUUUCUAACGUUUCGGACUCUGUUUUACCACAUGAACUGAACAACCCAGCCAGCGCUGACAUCCUUGCAGUGCUGUGGCACAGGAAAGGCUACGAUAUUAUGCCGCUCGGAGGAUUAACAUGGCAUGGCUGGGACCAAAACCUUUUGUGUAUAUAAUGAAUUUGAUAAUUUCAGCUCACAUACAACUUGUAUAUAUUUGAUAUUGUAUGUGUUUUUUUUCUCUUUCUCUUUGUGUAGCCAUAGACCCAUUGAUAUAUUUUUGAUAAAAAGAAUCAUUGUGGAUGGAUGUCAAUUCUUUUUUGAAAUUUUCAAUAAAAAGUGAAAGCAUUUAUAGACGGUCCAGUCCCUAGAUCAGUGGUUCUCAAUCAGGUCCUCAAGGUACCAGCAGCGCUGCUGGUUUUCUCUUGUCAGGUUCACUACAUCCACCUGUUAUUCCAGGGCUGAAACCUCCUUGAUGGGAGGCUGGAAUAACGAACAAAAGGAGGAUGUAAUGGAACUACCUGACAUGAGAAAACCAGCAGCACUGGUGGUACCUGAGGACCUGAUGGAGAACCACUGUACUAGAUGGUAUGAAACCUUUUGCCAGAUAUAUCUAAUUCAGCUGCCUCUCCUCUCAUUUACUUCCUCGAUCUGUAUCUGUAUCUCCUCGCCAUCGGUCGUAGAGCCAUCUAGUCUGUCCAUAGAGGUGUUAUAGAUCAUCUCCUUUCAACCCAUCUCAGUACAGAGUGGUUCAGUUUUACUCGUUUUAUACUUAACCACUGAUAAAAAGAUAUCAUCGAGGCAACAUCAGCAUGAUGUUGCUCUCGAAUUGUUUCCCUUGUCAAUGGUUGUUGGUGGAAAGAUGGCAGGAAUAUGAAUCUUAUCAUUUCAUGGUUUCCUUCUGUGUUAUCAAUAAAUGUACCACUGGAGUAUAGUGCUGCACUUACUACUUGUUCUCUCCCAAUGUGCUUGUUUAAUUAAAAACUGGAUAAAUAUUCAAA
Molecule: messenger RNA, 3788 nt
Organism: Lampris incognitus (smalleye Pacific opah)
Lineage: Eukaryota; Metazoa; Chordata; Actinopteri; Lampriformes; Lampridae
Gene: cry1a
Product: cryptochrome circadian regulator 1a
Exons: 14
Coding region: 761-2635 (624 amino acids)
Biological process (GO): negative regulation of DNA-templated transcription; entrainment of circadian clock by photoperiod; circadian regulation of gene expression
Cellular component (GO): cytoplasm; nucleus
Molecular function (GO): FAD binding; DNA binding
Source: RefSeq, a predicted model, not a curated record